AUCAAAACUCAAACCGCGAUCGUUCUUCAGCACUCGCACAUGCGAUUUCGUAAACAAACCAACUAAACGUGUUAUUGUAAAGUUUUAAGUGGAAAUAAUGAAGAAUAAUCCUAAAAUGCCGGCUGUUGGCAAAAAAACUAAAGUGAAGACUGGUAAAGUUGAACGUGUUGGUCAGAAGCCCCUAAUUUUAUCGAAUAGAAGCAACAAGCCGAAGAAACCUUCCGGCGAUCGGAACGAAAAAGGCAUUAUCUACAUGAAACAUCUUCCACAUGGCUUCUUCGAGAACCAGUUGAGAGCAUUCUUCUCCCAGUUUGGCCAUGUCACUCGUGUUCACGUAGCCCGAUCAAAGAGAACUCUCCGCAGUCGAGGAUAUGCCUACGUUGAAUUCCUUUACCGGGAAGUGGCCCAGAUUGCGGCCGAAACCAUGAAUAACUAUUUGAUGUUCGGUAAGCUAUUGAAGACGGGUGUUCUGCCAGCUGGUGCCAAGCGAAUUCCACGGAAGUAUGAGAAAGCAUAUGAUGCCAAUGGGAAGGAAACGACAACUUACAAUCUGUGGCUUAAGAAACAGGUUGUGAAAAGCAAUGCACGAGUCACGAAAACGAAGGUGGUCAAUCGGAACCUGCGAGCGCUGGGAAAACUUAAGAAGCUAAAGGAAAAGUACGCCAAAAUGGGAAUCGAGUACAAUGUGGAUGAAAUUGUCCCAGUAUUUGGGGAAGACGAACUGAAGAUGCCAGAACAUGACGCAGAAGAGGAGGAAAUCCGCGCCAAAAAGGUUCAGAAGAAAGCCAAGCAGCAGCAAAAGGUGGAAAAAGUGGACGAGAGCGCCAUAGCAAGUGAAGACUCUUCCGACGAUGACGAAGAAGCUGGGUUUAUGUCGUUAGAAUCAGCAGAUUGGGAUGUUCCGAUGUCCGAUGAUGACGAAAGUAGCGACGAUGAGGAAGAAGACCAGGAAAAUAAACCGAGCAAGAAUCAGACCAAGUCCGCCGCGGUUGAUUUCGCCAAAAAGACCAAGGUUCGCAUUGAUAAGGAAAAACAGACUCAGAAGGGCCCUCGACCGUCGGUUUUGAAGGCUCCCAGUUCAACGGACGCUUCUCCAGAGAAACCGAUUUCGAAGAAAAAGGUCGCAAAGGCAGUCAGUGGACCCAUUUCGCCUGCACAACCAGAAUCGAGUCCAGAAAAAGCGAAAAAAGGUCCCAAGAGUAAAGUACAACCGGCAAAGGCACCGAAAAGCCAGAAAGCACCUGCUGGAGGAGUGACCAAGAAACCGAACGUCAAGAAGGAUAAACCCAAGGAACAGAAGAAAGCCACCAGUUCCGUGAAGAGUGCCGCCAAAGCUUUGCUGAAAGACCCCAGCGUGAAAAAGGCUCAGGCGAAGAAUAUCAACAAGAAAAAGAAGAAGUAGUAUAAGUUUAAUAAAUAAUGUAUCUUGUUCUUAAAGAUAUGAAAUAGGUACUAUUUAAAA
Messenger RNA from Aedes aegypti (yellow fever mosquito), 1462 nucleotides. Its product is annotated as MKI67 FHA domain-interacting nucleolar phosphoprotein. Gene Ontology annotation, cellular component: nucleolus. The transcript has 2 exons. Lineage: Eukaryota; Metazoa; Arthropoda; Insecta; Diptera; Culicidae. Bases 98 to 1402 code for a protein of 434 amino acids. The record is from RefSeq and is a predicted model, not a curated record. Gene Ontology annotation, molecular function: RNA binding. Gene Ontology annotation, biological process: maturation of LSU-rRNA from tricistronic rRNA transcript (SSU-rRNA, 5.8S rRNA, LSU-rRNA).